This is a messenger RNA of Cadophora gregata, 1432 nucleotides long. RefSeq lists its product as uncharacterized. The transcript has 4 exons. Gene Ontology annotation, molecular function: peroxidase activity. NCBI's taxonomy places the organism in Eukaryota, Fungi, Ascomycota, Leotiomycetes, Helotiales, Ploettnerulaceae. The record is from RefSeq and is a predicted model, not a curated record. Bases 367 to 1170 code for a protein of 267 amino acids.
CUACAUCGCCAGCUGAAAACUACAUGCAUGCAUUCGCGCCUGCUCAGCUUUGCCAUGAUGAUUUUAACUGUGUCUUAUUUGCCGGGUUAAAUAUGCAGAUUCAAGGUUGUGGUACGACUUAGAAGACGAGUGCGACCCGAGACAGCGAGUAGUCCGUGGGGAAAGGGCGGGAUGCUUAUGGGGAUGUUGGCAAUGUUGCAAUGCUUCUCCAGCCUUGCUUAGGCACAGGAACUUAUAAAAACGUCAAGUCGCGCCGUUUUAUUUUUACCCUCCAUAAAAGUACCCUUCUGCGAACAAUCUACUGUCUCAAUACUAUACUUGCACCGGUCGGACGGCACUUCGCCAUUGCAUCACAACACAUUUGAAAUGGCGACCGAAACCCCAGAGAGUCAUCCACCCACUGACUGGAGCAGAUGGGAGCCUGCUGGAGAAGGAGAUGUCCGCUCACCCUGUCCAAUGAUCAACGCACUCUCAAACCACCAUAUACUCCCGCAUAACGGCAGAAACAUCACUAAAGGACAAAUUGUGUCCGUCCUCACCAAAUCCAUCAACCUUGACUCCAAAAUAGCAAACAUCUUUGCAACUGGGGCACUCACCACGAAUCCCGACCACAGUGCUCACUCUUUUGAUUUGGACCAUCUCAGAAAACAUGGUGUCAUCGAGCAUGAUGUCUCGCUUUCAAGAAAUGACGUCGCGUUUGGCGACAACCAUUCAUUUGACAAGAGUGUCUGGGAGGGGGUUAUGAAUAGUUAUGGGGAGAAGACUGAGACAGAUUUUGCAAGUGUGAGUAAGGCGAGGUAUGAAAGGGUCAUGGCGGCGAAGAAAUCCCAUGAGGAGGCGGGAAAAGACUUCCAGUAUGGGAUAAAGGAGUUUAUUCUGAGCUAUGGAGAGUCUGCACUGUUCCUGGGUAUACUGGGAGAUCCGAAGGAUGGGAAGAUUCCAUUGGAAUACUUGAAAGUCUUGUUUGAAGAGGAACGGCUUCCUUUCAAGGAGGGCUGGAGGCCACUCGAGAAACCACUCACCCAGACUCAGAUGAACCAUCUUAUCUUCAGUCUUACGACGGCCAAUGAGCACAAAGCUGCAGAGGCUAAUGAAGUGGGAUUGGGGACUGUACAUGCCGUAACCAGUGCUGUUACAAGCAUUCUGCCGUCCUAUUGCAAUGUCAUGUAGUUGUUCAGCUGCUUCUCUUUACUGUUCUUAUUUCGAUUCAUUCUUUUACUGCCUACUUACACGUCAAAGUUUGGGUGCGAAAUAGGAAUUUUGAUUCUCUAGUCAUGAAUAUCGUCAGGAUUUCGGAAAGCUUACUAGCAAGUAUUUUUCUCAAAGAACAAAUGCAUGAAUUACUCGACCAAUGAAAAAUCAGAACCAGACAAGCACCAUUUGUUCCACAUCAAUCCCUAGAGGGAAUAGAUGAAGAAUACAAAACCUUGCC